AUGGAGAAGAAACCAGUGCUGGAGCGGAGGAAUCUCGGCAAAACAGGCCUCCAACUCGGCUGCAUCGGCUUUGGUGCCUCUCCCCUCGGCAACCCGCCGUUCGCCGUGCGCUCGCACUAUUGUCACGACAUCGAGUUUGGAUCGCUAGAUCAGAUCGUCAACGAGACUAUUCCAGCAUUGCAGAAGAUCAGGGCGGAAGGGAAGGCGAGAUUCAUUGGUAUCACGGGGUUGCCGCUGGGAAUUUUCACAUAUGUUCUGGAUCGCGUGCCGAUGGGAUCCGUGGAUGUAAUUCUUUCGUAUUGUCAUUAUGGUGUUAAUGAUUCUACUCUGGCGGAUUUGAUUCCUUAUUUGAAGAGCAAAGGGGUUGGAGUGAUCAGUGCUUCUCCGCUUGCAAUGGGGCUUUUGACGGAGAGCGGACCUCCGGAUUGGCACCCUGCUUCGCCGGAACUGAAGUCGGCGUGCAGGGCUGCUGCAGUUCAUUGUAAAGAGAAGGGGAAAAACAUUUCGAAGUUAGCACUUCAGUACAGUCUAAUGAAUAAAGAUAUUUCAACAGUGCUUGUUGGCUUGACUUCUGCUGCUCAGGUGGAGGAUAAUGUUGGGUCUGCUCUAGAGCUCUCUGAGGUGGGAAUUGACCAAGAAACUCUGCAGGAGGUGGAGGCUCUAUUAGAACCAGUGAAGAACGAGACUUGGCCCAGCGGAAUUCAAAACUAGUUUAUGUGGAACAUUUUUGCCUUGGGUAUGACUGCUUUUUACUUGACUUCUAUUAUUAUUAUUUUCUCUAUCUCGAACCAACAUCUCUUGAACAUAUUGUAUUUAUGUAUUAUUGUUUAGAAUUA
Phalaenopsis equestris is the source of this 836-nucleotide messenger RNA. RefSeq names its product L-galactose dehydrogenase-like. Bases 1 to 711 code for a protein of 236 amino acids. Gene Ontology annotation, molecular function: L-galactose dehydrogenase activity. The transcript is spliced from 4 exons. Gene Ontology annotation, cellular component: cytosol. NCBI's taxonomy places the organism in Eukaryota, Viridiplantae, Streptophyta, Magnoliopsida, Asparagales, Orchidaceae. The record is from RefSeq and is a predicted model, not a curated record. Gene Ontology annotation, biological process: L-ascorbic acid biosynthetic process.